AUGAGCUGCUACUAUGGCAACUACUAUGAUGGGCUGGGCUAUGGCUAUGGUGGCCUAGGCUGUGGCUAUGGUGGCUAUGGCUGUGGCUACGGUGGCUAUGGUGGCUAUGGUGGUUAUGGUUAUGGAUGCUGCCAUCCACUCUGCUAUAGAAGAUGCUGGUCCUAUGGCUUCUACUGAAAUAUUUCCAUAGCUACUGAGCCUAUUGGCUCUAACCUCCUGUCUCACUAGAAUCAAUUCCACGUUUCUUCAUAUGAGGAAUGUUUGAAUGUCUUCAACAAUACCAACUCUAUGCCAAACUAUCUGAGAUAAUUGAAUGAAAUCAGCAUGACUGUUUUAAUUCAUCAUUACCUCUUAGAUUGAAGAUAGUUUGGAGAAAUAUUUUUCCUUUGAUUAUAUUAUUAUAACACUACAUAAAUGUGAUCAAACUGGACUCUUGUUUUUGUGUAAAAAACAUAUUAUGAAAUAAACUAUAUUUCACUGUAAA
This is a messenger RNA of Ictidomys tridecemlineatus (thirteen-lined ground squirrel), 484 nucleotides long. RefSeq names its product keratin-associated protein 19-7. The record is from RefSeq and is a predicted model, not a curated record. Lineage: Eukaryota; Metazoa; Chordata; Mammalia; Rodentia; Sciuridae.